This is a messenger RNA of Phytomonas sp. Hart1, 1725 nucleotides long. The record is from the annotation of a GenBank genome assembly. Lineage: Eukaryota; Euglenozoa; Kinetoplastea; Trypanosomatida; Trypanosomatidae.
AUGCUUCGAACACGUUUUGGCAUCGAUGCAGCCCGUUACCAGCGGCUCACAGGCAUUCUAACGAUGGGUUGGUCUAUCAAGGCCUUCACCGCCGUGAUAUGCGAUACAUUCGCCUUCCUCGGUUACACAAAGCGCUGGUACAUGUUUGUCUCGUGCGUGGUGGGCAGUGUCUUCGCGCUGUUCUACGGCCUGCUGCCCGCCAAGCCGUCGUCUGGUAACAUUGCUGCCGCUUUUGUCUUCCUGAGUUCUUAUGGCAAGGCCAAUGUGGACGUUCUAUCUGAAGGCUAUUACAGCCGUCUUAUGCGUAAGAUCCCCAAGGCUGGACCGGCACUGGUGAGCUGGAUUUGGUGGUUCAUUAUCUUAGGGGCUCUUCUGGCGUCUGUUCUCCAGGGCCCGCUAUCGGAUCUUAAUAUGCCGCAAGUCGGUGUGUUCAUCUCCGCUGGACUACAGUUCCUUACAUCUUUGAUCUACCUUUUCAACCUGUACGGCGAGAAGACGAACCGUGAUGAGCGCAUUGAGGAUGCACGUAUUAUGCACAAGGCACUACUCCUGGAGCUUCAGAAGGGGAAAGCCCUAAGCCGCACGGAGGGGAGGGAAGGCAGUCUCGAUGUGGAUCAGGGAAAGGCUCUACAGCUGGAGCCGAUCGACGACGGUGAGACAGUGGCGUUGGCUGACGAUCUGCCCCUGAACUUUACCCACACAAACCAGCAGCAGGCGCAAAAGCCGAUGGAACUCGGAGGCGGAUACCAGGACGAUGCGAGCCCAGAAUUUCUGUUGCCGCAGCCGAUCAUCGGUUGCUGUGGACUUAUCGAGAUCAACAAGGAGGUUGUCAUGCGGAACAAGCGUAUUGUUGCAUACAGUGCUGUCAUGACCGCUGCGGUUAUAACUAUGACUUUUGGUAAUAUCCUCGCAAAUACGCUAGGGUUGCUUAUUAUUUGCGUAGUGGUGUCGCUGGUGUGCUCUGUGAUGUCUUUCUGGGCAUUGCCACUCAUUAUUGCUAAGGCUAACGUCAUGGCUUAUCUUAAUAUGAUGCUCUACAUACAGCUACCAGGUCUCCUGGACAGCUUCUACCUCGCUAAAGAAGAUUGCCUUCCUGACGGGCCGCACUUCUCAAAUACUUUCUAUAAUACUAUUGCUGUUGGUAUCAUCGGCAACCUUGCUGGUUUAGUCGGUAUCACGGCGUUUAGAUAUAUUUUCUUGAGGUGCAGCUAUCGUCUAUCCUUAGUUGUAACUACGCUUUUAUGGAUGUCUGCCUCCAUCUUCGACAUUAUCAUGCUCAAGCGUUGGAAUAUAAAGAUCGGCAUUCCCGACCACGCCAUGUAUGUUUGUGGUGACGCCAUCAUUGGACAAAUGUGUUACAUGCUUUCAUGGAUGCCGAUGACAAUACUGCUGUCACGUCUGUGCCCGCGCGGCUCCGAGAGCACGGUGUAUGCGCUGCUGGCCGGCUUCUCCAACCUCGGUCAGGCCACCAGCACGUCGAUAGGUGCCAUCCUGAUGGAGUAUGUGUGGCCCAUCAAAAGUAAUCCGCCGUGCGACUUCACGAACGCCGUGAAACUCGUCAUUGUUGGUCACAUCCUCUUGCCGCUCCUGAUCAUCCCGCUGACCCUGUUGCUGCCAAACGUCCGUGUGUCUGACGAUAUCGACAUCGAUGGCAACGUGAUAUCGAAAACGACACAAGAAGAGCCCCAUGUGAAGCCUGGCAAGGACAGCAACAAGGCCCACUGA